Strigops habroptila (Kakapo) is the source of this 1954-nucleotide messenger RNA. RefSeq names its product mitochondrial ribosome recycling factor (gene MRRF). The transcript has 7 exons. Bases 975 to 1490 code for a protein of 171 amino acids. Gene Ontology annotation, molecular function: ribosomal large subunit binding. The record is from RefSeq and is a predicted model, not a curated record. Gene Ontology annotation, biological process: translation. NCBI's taxonomy places the organism in Eukaryota, Metazoa, Chordata, Aves, Psittaciformes, Psittacidae. Gene Ontology annotation, cellular component: mitochondrion.
GGAACGCAACGGAACGCGCGACGGUGAGCGAAGAGCGGCGGCCAACGGCCACCCCCCCCCUUCCCUUCCCUUCCCUUCCCGUCCCGUCCCGUCCGGUCCCCUCCGCCGCUCCCGGUGCCCGGUGCGGCCCGGCCCUGUGUCCGCGAGGCACCGCGGGAGCGCGCGGGCGGGGCGGGGCCGGAGCGCCCCGAGGAGAGGGAAUUAGAAGGGGCGUGGCCAUGGGAGGGGGCGUAGUCAGACAAAGGGGCGGGGCGUCACUGUGGGCGGGGCAUCGAGGGGGCGGGGCCUGAGCGCACGUGUGCCAGGGCCUGGACCUCCGUACGUGGGGACCGGGAGGCCCCCCCCGGGGCGGGGCAGGGCCGGUCCCUCCGGUGUCCGGCAGUGGCGAUGUCCCGGCUCCCGCAGCCAGCGCGCCCUGGAGCGGAAGGGGCCGUUUUCCAUCUGUUUCUGCAGCUCCGAAGCACUGCACUGGAAUAAAACCGGGGGAUUCAGGGGGGUUUGGAGCCUCAGACCAUGAGUGGCAGAAAUUAGCGGUUGUACUCGGCUGAUGUGUAAAUACCAGCUCCUCGGGUGAGCUGUUCCUGCUUAGCAGAGCCUGUGUCACAGGCCCCUCUGGAUGGGUGUGCAGAUGCAUUCCCAUGCAGCCCCUUCCACUGAAUUUGCCCACUGAUCACUGCAGAACACCCAUAAUGCUCAACUCCCACCACACACUAAUAGGUACAACUAAGACCUGAAUCCAUUUCGGGUGGACCGCCUGCCUCUUCUCUUUUGCAGUGGUACGAGGGCUGCCGCAGGCUCCCGCGGGCUGCCCAGCGCUGCUCCUGGAUGGCUGCAGGCAGUGUGUCCAUCAGGUGCUGCUGACCAGACAGCUAGCUACCAAGAAAGCUAAAGGUAAAGGGCAGAGUCAAGCCAAAGUGAACAUCAGUGCUGCCCUAGUCGAGGAUAUUAUCAAUUUGGAGGAAACCAAUGAAGACAUGCAGGCAGUGGUAGAAGCUCUGAAAGAAGAUUUAAACAGAAAUCUCAGUGUUAGAACCUCACCAGGGGCCCUUGAUCACAUAAUCGUGGUGACAAAAGAUGGGAAGUUUCCGCUGAACCAGCUGGGGCAGAUCUCACUGAAGUCACCGCAGCUCAUUGUAGUGAACAUGACCAGUUUUCCAGAGAGCACAGCUGCAGCUACGAAGGCUAUAAGGGAGAGCGGCAUGAACCUGAACCCAGAAGUGGAUGGGACAAUAAUUCGGGUGCCAAUUCCUAAGGUAACCAGAGAGCACAGGGAGAGCCUGGCCAAGCUUGCCAAGCAGUCCACCAACAAGUCCAAAGAGGCCCUGAGAAAGGUGCGAAGCAAAAGCAUCAACCAAGUAAAGAAGAGCAAGAAUAAAGUGUCUGAAGAUACCAUCUGGCUGCUGGAAAAGCAGAUCCAGCAAAUGGCAGACAGUGCUGCAGCGGAGAUGGACAAGCUGCUGGCAGCAAAGACCAAGGAGCUGCUUGGAUAAGCACCAUCCAGAUGGACACACUCCCACCUCGAGUAAGAGCGGACUGCAAUGCACCCCAGUGACCAUCCCUGCCCAGAGCAAUGGGCAGGGGCAGCCCUGCCAGACGUCCAGAGCAGCUCUGUGCUGGGCUUCCUCCAACUCUCCGCCUUGGGUUGUACUGGAGGGAGGGGGGAACUCUUGUCACUGUUCUUCAUCCCAGUGGCAACAGAAUUGGGUGAACUAAGAUUAAAAUAAAACAACAGGAAAGAAGAGUAGAGACUGCUGGAAAGGGCUCACACAUGGGAGCUGGGGCACAGGAGGAACAACUGCCCUGCUUACCUUGUGCACCAGCCCUUUUGCAUCUCAGCACCUCGCAGAAGCAAGGACCACAGGCAGGAGAAGCCUGUGCUGUCCUGCUGUGAACCUUGGCAUUUAGUUUUUGCUCAAAAUAAAGUUGAAAUGAGAUGUGGAGGAGCAGCCUGGAA